This is a messenger RNA of Guyanagaster necrorhizus, 1099 nucleotides long. RefSeq lists its product as uncharacterized. Lineage: Eukaryota; Fungi; Basidiomycota; Agaricomycetes; Agaricales; Physalacriaceae. The record is from RefSeq and is a predicted model, not a curated record. The transcript is spliced from 2 exons. The coding region runs from base 114 to 965 and encodes 283 amino acids.
CCUUCUGUUUCCUACGUAUACCUCUCUUAUUGCUUUCCAGUUUUCAGAGACCGUGCAGCUAGUCGCCUUGAAUUGGAAAGUCACGAUCGCAAGGCCGGUUCUAUUUUUCAAACAUGGAAAAGCACUGCACUAAAUUCAGGACACUCCCGCCAGAGCUCAUAGACGCUAUUAUCGACGAGAACCAAAACGAUAAGGCUGCCCUACGCGCAUGUGCCCUCGUCAGCCGUUCCUGGACAUAUACCUCACAACGCCACAUAUACUCUCAGAUCUGUUUUACUAAUAAUAAACGACACUACUACUACGCGCAAGGACACAGCCAGCGUGAUAUGGAACAAUUUCAUGCGCUUAUAUGUGCCUGUCCUCACGUUGCUACGCCCGUGAGAGGUAUCGAGAUCUCGCCACUUCUCGAUGCGCAGCUCCUCGCGCUCAUCAUGGAAAAACUGAUCAAUCUCGAAAACAUGUCACUUGAUUUCUGUGAAUAUUACUGGGACGACGUUUCAUCAUGCAUUCAGGACACUAUCCUUGCUGCCCUUCGCUCUCCGCGAAUGACCCAUCUCGAGCUCAGAGGAGGAUCGUUUCUUCACUCUGUGGACUUCUUAACCCUUUUGGGUGUCUGCGGUGGUCAUCUCAAGCAUUUAUCCCUCUUCGCCGUGUCGUGGAAAGAUGUGGAAUCACCGUCGAGGACUGCGUUCUCAACGGGACUGAAAUUACAGCUGGAUUCGCUAGCACUCAGAUUGUAUGACCAUUCGUACUUUCUGCUGGUCCAGCUUUUGCAAUCUUCGGUCGAUAUUAGCCGUCUCCGACGACUAUCAGUGUUCGCAGCUGGCUCUGCAGAUCCUACGAAGCGCGUGCUUAUCACGAAGGAAGUACUCAAGCAGCUGAAUGACACUCCUUUGAAACACCUCGUGUUGGAUGUGUAUUUAGGAGGUAAACCCCGGUUGUGUUUAAGCUACAACUGCAUCUGAUGACAUCUGUAGAACCAUUAUCGAACCUGAUGGAUAUUUCUCAACUUCGUUCGAUACAGAUGAAGCUCUGGUGGAUUUACCUGGAACAGCAUCCGAGGCCUGUCGAUUGGUUACGAUGGUUGACCAUCUCAUUC